ACGCUGGGAAAAAGGAAUGCCAACAUGGACCCGUGGCAAGGACGGGAUGUGAGCGUGCUACGACAAUAACACGACGGAGGAAAACAGAAACGCGGAAAAUAGAAGAACCCCUUCGACGGUGCGGCUCGUUCUCCACCGAGUUACUGCAGUACAUUCACGGUUUCCGUGAUCCCUCUUCUGGAUAGUGUUUCCUCAACAGCCUCUCCUCUGCGUUUGGCCUGGAUCAAUGGUGUCUCUCAGCAGCAGAACGCUGAGUUUGGAGAAUGACCUGUUCAGGGACAGCAGCAGCCUGUUCUCCCUCGGCCUGGGAGACAGCGAGGGGGGCAGCUCGGCCUCCUGCGACAGCCCCGACGCCGGGGAGCUGGGGGCGAUGCAGGAGGAGGAUGAGGAGGAGGAAGAAGAAGAUGAUGAUGAGGACGAGAAGAUGAGUCUGCACAUCUUUCUAGGAGGAGCGGAGGAUGGCGAUGAGGAGGAACCUGCGAGUCACGAGCCUAAACUGCCAGAUUUCCCUUUCCAUCCCUCUUCCCCGUUUUCUCCCACGCUGGAAGACAUCGAGGAGUUCUUGAGGGAAAAGAUGGAACUUGUCAAAGAGGGUCUUCUUGUCCCAAAAGACGAGGGUCUUCUUCUUAUUCCAAAAGAAGAAGCUUCCCCUCUGCCAUGCAGUGACUCUCCAUCCUCCACUUUGACCCCCGAAGCCUCCUCAGACACUUGCCGUGAUCAAGGGAAGGUUGCUUCUCAUUGCACUUCAAGUUUCCCUAAAAAGGAGGAAAUCAGCGCAGAAGACCACUCCCCUUCUGCUCAACGUAACCCCUCACCUUCCUCCCAAAUGCUCCUUGGUGCCCCGUUGGUUCUGCAGCUACAGCCCCUAUCUCCAACCCCCGCUGGCUCUCCUCCAGGGGCCCAAAGUGGCAUCUGGCUCACUCAUCUGGUCAUGGGCCUCCAGGGUGCAAGAGGACAACAUGUCACCCUGCUGAACCCCACCACCACCACCACCUUGUUGUCUCUAAACAGCGGAGACAACAAGUCAGCUGACCAGAAGUACGUGAGGAUCGCCCCCCUGCCCUUCACUAUGAGGACUCUAGAGAUCAAGGGCCUGACGGGGGUUGGGGGUCAGGGCACUGAACUGUUGAAGGCCAUGACCCCCCGGGUGAGCAGACUGCCCCCCACAGAGAGGGUCCACAAGUGCUCCCACCCAGGCUGCGGGAAGAUGUACACCAAGAGCAGCCAUCUGAAGGCUCACUUCCGACGGCAUACGGGAGAGAAACCGUACACGUGUAGCUGGCCCGACUGCGGCUGGAGGUUUUCCCGAUCUGACGAACUUUCCCGCCACCGCCGCUCUCACUCCGGCAUCAAGCCGUACGAGUGCUCCCUCUGCGAGAAGAAGUUUGCCCGCAGCGACCACCUGUCCAAACACACCAAGGUCCACCGCAGCUCCAGACCCGGCAGGAUCCUCAAGGCCACCAUGUGACGCUCUUUAGCCUAAACAGCCUCGAGGGGGGGGUCCGGGUCUCCCUCAGGAUAUUUUUGGUGCUUCACAAGCAGAACUUUUAAAAGAAUUGUGAGAGCUGGACGCUGUUUCUUCCCCUCCUCCUAUUUGUCUUUCUCUCCCCCCCUGCUGUUUAAAUGUCACUGUUCCUUCUGAGCAGCUCAUCUGAUUCUCCUCAGGAAACCCCCAUCUGAAAGUGGAUUUCCUGGCACACAAUGCAAAACACCUAACAGGAGACAGUUUUUACAGGGGCCCCUCUUGCAAACCACUCAAGCUAACCUACUAUCUGCUGUUCAAGAAGUAACAAGCAAUAGGAGUGUCUGUAACUCUAUAAUCCUCUUUUUACUUCCGUGAUUCUUUUUCGAAGCCAAACUUCAGGGUCCAUGGAUUAAGCAUUCAUUUUUAUACGCUGUUGAAAGGAAAUUUUAAUCUUCAUGUGUCUCAUCAUACGACAUGUUAAAGUGGCAGAGCGUGACAGCCAUCACAUGAGGGUGACAUUCUGAUGAAAUCUCCCCUAAACGCUUUCCCACUUCCCGCUGAAUGAACUCUUGAUAUUAGGAGAAAAUGCGGAGACAUCGUCAGACUUACAUUUUGGCCAAACUGAGAAAACUUCCGAUGUUGAACGCAUCCCAUCCUGGCCUUCGUUGCACUCGUCCAAUCAUAAUCCACCUCGUUUGACCCCGUAUGCCUUUUCUCUCAGCCCCGGUUCACUCUAAUCUCUAUUGAUGCCUUUGUACAUAUCACAAAACCACCUCACUUGAUCCUACUCUUAUCAUAUGACUGCUCUUAUUUGACUGUGAUUGGGAACUGGGGAGUUGACAAACCUGAAAACCCUGUUCUGGCCCAGCUAGAGCAUGAAACGACACCCACGACAGUUUUUAAGCUCUUUUGUUCUGGGAAAUUCUCUCGCAACCAUUGUGCAGCCGACUUCUGUCUGGCUUGAACAAUUACUACUACUACUGUUAUGUUUUGGCUCAACGGUGCAAAAGUGAGGCAAAACAGUGCUCUUCCUGAGUAACAGUAGCAGUUACUAUAAUACAUGUAUGUUGGUUAUAGCAGCAAGAAAAGCUAAUAUUUUAAACAGCUGGAUAGGCAGCUAACAUCUACUUAAUCAUCUCUAUUAGCAUACUCAUACAUAUGUGUACCGUAACAUAAAAGACAAAGAUAACAUGUACAGCUUGUAGCCUUUACAUAUAGAUGUGUUUUCUUUUUUUAAAUCGAUGAGGAUUUUUCAAUCAGUGCAUUAAGCUAUUCAAAUGUGUUUCCGGAGAGAGGGUUUUUGGUAUUUUCAUGUGAGUUUGAUUGUAGCGUGAUCAAUCUGUGGAAUGUCAGACUGAUUAUGGUCUGGGAUUUGGAGUCCCAUUCAGCUGAGUCUCAAGUGCACUUGUGUUCGUGGAAAGUGAGAAAAACAGUCAUUGUGUUCUUAUGGCAGUUCCAUAACAUGUAUACCUUUGGAACGAACGGUAAAAUGCCAAAAAAAGAUUAUAAAUAUUUUCUAAGGAACUGCAAUGCAGUCACUAUUAUCAUGUGUUCUUUAAAACACGUCGAUGCUUGUAAAGCUACCACUGCUUCACAUGAAGAGACUGUAUUCAUUACGCCUCACAUAACUGACUCGUCUCUGUUGAAGCAGCACUCACUGCUACAAAAUGUAGGCUAACCUAACUUUCAUUUUUAGGGGCUUUUGGAUAAACUCAAAAGCAGAGCACUCCCUGCAUGUAGCGGUGUACAUUUACACUUCCUCCAUAUCUCUGUCUCUUAGCAUAAUGGAUACAUUAUGGUUCACUCCUGUUUGAUAAACAAACCAUGCUUAUUAGUAAGGUAGGAACCCAUUGAAGGCAGACAGGCGGGCAGACGUGUUUAUCUGUCUGAACCAAUGCUGUCUUUGUGUCUGAGCCUCCCCAGGCAGCCUCUACUGACCUACAUCCAGACCUGUGUUCCCUAAUCAUCAUCCAAUUCUCUCUAUCUAUCGCUACGUCUCUCUGUCAGUCUCUCUGUCUCCCUACUCUCUGUCAUGCCUGUUUAUCUGGUUUAACACAGGCUUUAUUUUUAUUUUAUUUUGGAAUACCAGAUAUGCUAUUUUCCUAUUUGCAAAAAUAAAAAAGCAAAAAAUGAAAUCCUU
Trematomus bernacchii (emerald rockcod) is the source of this 3605-nucleotide messenger RNA. Its product is annotated as Krueppel-like factor 15. Lineage: Eukaryota; Metazoa; Chordata; Actinopteri; Perciformes; Nototheniidae. Gene Ontology annotation, biological process: regulation of transcription by RNA polymerase II. The record is from RefSeq and is a predicted model, not a curated record. The coding region runs from base 227 to 1468 and encodes 413 amino acids. Gene Ontology annotation, molecular function: RNA polymerase II cis-regulatory region sequence-specific DNA binding; DNA-binding transcription factor activity, RNA polymerase II-specific. The transcript is spliced from 4 exons.